AUGUUGCGGAACAUUCCGAUUGAGCUGAAGAGACUAGCUAAGCAACGCGAUGAGUCCCAGGCCACUACAGAAGCCCUACUUGAAUAUGCAGAAACGGUUAAGCCUGACCGAGACCGCGUCGUGAGGAAGUAA
Phytophthora nicotianae INRA-310 is the source of this 132-nucleotide messenger RNA. RefSeq lists its product as hypothetical. Lineage: Eukaryota; Oomycota; Peronosporomycetes; Peronosporales; Peronosporaceae. The record is from RefSeq and is a predicted model, not a curated record. The transcript is spliced from 2 exons. Bases 1 to 132 code for a protein of 43 amino acids.